CACGAUCCCAGGACUGAUGGCGUUGUCAAGGCAAUUCAGGAACUGCGCCAAGCCCAUAAAAUGGCAAAGGAGGAGCUUUGGAAGAUCGAAGCCGAAAAGGAAGCCUUGAAGAAAGAACUGGAUGAAUUAAACUCAGAAGAGACUCGUCUGGAGGAACUCUUGAAGUCCAAGCAGGAAAGCCUUCGCAUCCUUCAGCAGCACAACGGAGAAAAGGAAAACGAAAUCCUGAGAAAACAGGCAAGGGCUCAAGAUUCCAUACAGAAGAUAACAGAAUUGAAUUCUAAGAUUCAGGAGGACAAAGUAAAAAGGAAGAAACUGAGAAUGGAGUUUGAACAGCAGUUAGAGGAGCUAAUGGAGCAACAUAAGACUCUAUGGGAGUCACACACCGCAGAGAGACUUUCUCAAGAAAUCCACAACAUGGCCAGUACCAAGGAGCAGCUCCUGAAGGAGGAAAGGCUAGUUCAGGAGAAAUUGGAGGCCAUCGAGAAAGAACUGGCAAGGCUACCUCAAGCCAAGCAGGUCAGGGCUGAGGCUCUGGAUCUCAAUAGCGUGAGUGCCUUCCUCUGCAGUGAGGAGGCUGCUGCUGCUCUGUACCUGUUUGAGGAGGAAAACAAGAGUGCCAAGCAGCUCCUGGAGGCCUCCUUGAGGCAGUACAACCAGAUGUGGCAGAAGUAUCACAGGCUGAAGGUGGAGCUGGAAGCUGUUGGCCACAGUGGUAUCGGAGGGCUCAAGGGAAGUGUGACAGAGGCAGCUGCUGAAGGGGCCCCAGGAGAGCCUGUUGUGGAGCCCCCAGGGGCCUGGGAGAAGGAGCAGAAUAGAGACCUCAGCCCAGGGGAAAAGGCUACUUGCUAAGCCUCAUCUUUGUACUAGAAGCUCCCAGGGAGCUCACCUUCUUGUUCCAGGAAGGAGCUAUGCCCUGGUCUGCACUCAGCCUGGACAAUCAGGGGUUGGCCCUCCAGCCUCAUCUCAACAACGAGGGACCCUCUGGUGUGCUCUUCUGAAUAAAGA
Messenger RNA from Gracilinanus agilis (Agile Gracile Mouse Opossum), 1008 nucleotides. RefSeq names its product synaptonemal complex central element protein 1-like. The transcript is spliced from 11 exons. The record is from RefSeq and is a predicted model, not a curated record. Gene Ontology annotation, biological process: synaptonemal complex assembly. NCBI's taxonomy places the organism in Eukaryota, Metazoa, Chordata, Mammalia, Didelphimorphia, Didelphidae. Gene Ontology annotation, cellular component: synaptonemal complex. The coding region runs from base 61 to 852 and encodes 263 amino acids.